GCAAGGAUAAAAACAAACCUCAACCAAUCGAGUUUUGCGGCAGGAUACCGGAUUUUCGGUGGCAAUUAGUGGCACAGGAAAAUUCAGAACAAUGACCGAGGAUGAUGGGGAACAUCCUGAUCGCAAGGAAGACGAAACCAUCCACGAGUCCGAACUCUUUGCUCACAUCACCAGCAAUCCACAGGUUUUCUACAAAAACCAGCAAAUCAACGAACCGGAAAUUAGUAGCAUAGAAAAAGAAAGUAUACUGCGCGAGGUGAUGAACAAGAGCCACUGCACAUUCCUCUCCCGGUUCGGGCUGUUCAUGGACGAAGACCAUCUGCGCUACUUUGAGCAGGACGAACAGACGAUGGCCUACAGUCCGGACGAGCGGUACGAAAUAGAUCAUCACCUCGAGCGGAUCCGUAGGCUCAAGAACGGUGGCCGGGCCAUCGAUGUGCGUAAUCGGCGAUAUGCUGCACUACAGAAGCUGUGCAGCGAAGGGUCAUACUUUAGCGAACAUGAAAUGAUGCAGCGGGAACCCCUGCUGUACGAUCAGCUGGUAGGCCAGUUCAUGACGGAGAAAGAGAAGCGCGAACGCGAUGCCCAUCGUGUUUCCGACGAGCCCAGCAUUGUCAGCAUCAUCUACAAUCAAAUGGACCAAGAGCAAGCAAAGGAAACUCUACAGAAACUGGAGCAAGAGGAAAACCGGCAGGAGCAAGAUGAUAGUCUGUCGGGAGUGGAUGCUCGGCAGUUCGUCGAUUCGGAGCGUCCCUCUCGGCCCAAUUCUCCCGGGUUCCCUCGUGGCCAAUGGGGUAACUUUGAUGAUGAGGAAGAAUCUCGCUUGGAAACACGACUACAAGAACGUCAGAAACAACGUCGCCGACGGAAACUAGCGAUUCCUCCGCCACAUCUAGUGACCGCUGGUGAACGUAGCUUGCUGCGGGACGAAUUCAUUGGUAUCAUGUACGCUCGGUUUAUUGCUGGCGAGGAUAAGGAGUUUGAUUACACGAAGGUGGACGAUUCGCUCGAGUAUGAUGAUCUCGACAUAAGGGAGCAGGACGAACAAGAGCGAUACUUUGACGAGGAAGAGGAACAGGAAGCUACCAAUGGAGAGUCGCCCGUUCAGCCAAACGAAUGCGAGGAAAGCGAGGAUGAUUUGGAUGUGUACAUGCGGCAUCUGAAUCAUCAUCUGGAGCAACAAUCGAGGUACCAUCACGCGGACAGCGAGCGCAGCUUUCGAGAUCCAAACUGUGAGUACGACAGUGAUGAGUAGUACAAUGAGCAAUAAUACAAAUAAUGAUUCAUAAGAGCUA
Anopheles aquasalis is the source of this 1295-nucleotide messenger RNA. RefSeq names its product coiled-coil domain-containing protein 97. Lineage: Eukaryota; Metazoa; Arthropoda; Insecta; Diptera; Culicidae. The record is from RefSeq and is a predicted model, not a curated record.